Molecule: messenger RNA, 2451 nt
Organism: Kockovaella imperatae
Lineage: Eukaryota; Fungi; Basidiomycota; Tremellomycetes; Tremellales; Cuniculitremaceae
Exons: 1
Coding region: 1-2451 (816 amino acids)
Molecular function (GO): protein binding
Source: RefSeq, a predicted model, not a curated record
AUGAAGAUCCCGCUCGCUGCGCUGAGCAGACGAGCUCAUCCUCCACCUCGAUUAAAAGCGCCUCAGUCUCAGGGAUUACCCGCGGGACCUAGUUGCUCGAGAUGGUUCACUUGUUCUUGCUGUCGACAGGAAGCACCGAGGCGACUGGCCGGCGCUAGACCCUUCUCCGAUCGAGUGUCUCGAGUCGAUCCCUCGUCACCGACCACCUGGACUAGACUCCAUCUUCCUCCUUCUCUUCCCUAUUCCCCUGAAUCUAUCCCUUUCAAACGGCACUUACAAGCCUUGUCUCUGGCCCUGGGGUCAGAUGACCCAGAUACCUCAUGGCGGGUCUAUCAAUCGCUACAUGAUGAUCUCAAACGGCACGUCUCGGACGAUACUUACUGCGCGCUUAUCCAGCAUCAAUUGAACGUGAUCGAAUCGGUAUCAUCAGACCAUGUCAUCCAGCGUCUGGCCGAUCUGCUCAUCUUUGCCCGGACAUGCGAGAUGUCUUUCGAUAGGCUACCCAUUACCACACUCAAGAUCCUCGUCUCCCUAGACUUUGCACCUCGGCAUGACUUGUCUCCGGUUCUGUUCGAUAUAUGGAAAUGCCUCGCACGACGUCACGAUCUGUCCACCAUCCCUCUCGCCUCGCGCCGAGCAUGGCUGAAUCACCUACUCUCCUUCGCCUCAGUCGACACCUCAGACGCCUUCGAGGCGUACAAGUUUCUCGCCUCUCACCGAGCCAUCCGUGGUCUCGACGACCUGCUCCAUCGUAUCAUCCUACCCAAAACCCGACACACCAUCCAUACCCUCAUCCUUUCCCUGGAGCGCCUCGUAGACCUCUCCAUGUACACUCCACGCCUCUCACGCAUCACCACCUCUGUCCUCGCCCGACUGGCCCAAUGCCACCAUGUGAAACCACACUUCCAUACGCUCAUCGCCAUUGAUCAUCGAAUUAGCCGUCUCGCUAAGUCCGUGGAUGCCGAUCUUCGGACCCAAUGGGCCUCGAUCCGCCCUCGAUUCCUUAAACGCCAAGAACGGGCGAAACUAUUCGUGGGGAACACGACAACGUCGCAAAACCAACUGGUUAGUCUAGCCAUCAGCCAUCUUCACCGCCACAAAUCCCUCUCCGCCCUCAAUGUUGCCCUACGACUGCUUAAUACGGUGGUAUGGGACAGACGAUCGGAAUCUCUUCCGCUAGCCGGUCGCAUCGUCGACUUUCUCGCCAAGGGAGACAGACUGGGGCAUUCCACACUCGCCAGCACCAUCCGCCUCGUCGAGAUCCUCACCAAAGGGGACAUUCUCUCCCGCCAGUCUCCCGCUCUUCUCUCUAAAAUCCUCCAGAUCCUCACCACCUGCUUUCCCUCAUCACGCGCCUACUUCACCGCAAGACGACUCUACCGCCAAGCCCUGCGAUCCUCGCGCGGGAGAAGAUGGCUCGAUUGGAAUACAGUGCCUGCCGAGCAAUUCUCCACGUUUCUCCACAUGAGUAUGAAGGAUCCAACCGACCUCGCAUUUGCGUCUCAACUUUACUCCGACUACAUGGCCGAUAAUCUCCGACCGAGCACACGCGACGCCCUAGACCUCGUCUCGUCGGUCGCCAAAUCGACGAGCGCAUCGAGAGACAUCCUGCUCGAGCGGCACGUCAAAGAUUACAUCUAUCUUGACCUCGGACCAUUGCCUGAUCUCGCCAACGCCAUGGUAGACGGCUUAUGUUCUCACAACUCGCCCAAUGAAGCUUGGAUGGCAUUCUACAUUGCUCAUCGGAUCCUUCGACAGCCUCUUUCCAGUCCAUCGCGCAUGUUAAGGAUCAUGGACAUUCUGUUGAAGCAUACCACCGUCGACAAUGUCGCUCGAAGUCUUGUCGUCGCGCACCACAUGAAAAACUGGCACCAAAUCCCCGAUCGUAUCAUCGAAGCCUUGGCCACCCAAGUCGAAGGCAGCAGCAACCUCGGCGAAUCAAAACAACGCCUCAGCCUCGCCCUUCAACUCGUCGACGAAAUGACCAAACGAUGUAUUGUGCCAAAGCCCAUGUUCACCUCGCUUCUCAUUCGCGAAAUGGCGCAGGCGGGAGAGCUCGACCUAGCUUUGAAGAACUUUUGGACCUAUACGCGAGCCGGACAAAUUUUAACCGCGCAACUUGCCGCGACGCUGAUCAUCCGUCUGGCGAUGAGCAAGCGAUUUGGCGAGGCGAACGAGAUAGCCAAGGUGUACCGGGCGAACGACGUGGCGAUGCGGGGGGCGUUGGCCUACCUUGCUACGUGUCGUGGAAGCCGAGUGCAAGGGGCUGACGUGCAACCCUUUAUCGAUGCGGCGAGGGGUCUGACGGAUGGCGUCGGGGGUCCCAGCGUGGUCCAACCCGUGGUGGACGUUCCAGAGCCAAAGCACGUCCCUCCAUCAUCAUCAUCAAUGUCGAGACUCAAUUUUUCAGCCGUUGCAUCAUGGCCUGAACCCAACAUUGUAUUCAACUAA